Messenger RNA from Passer domesticus (house sparrow), 2382 nucleotides. RefSeq names its product mas-related G-protein coupled receptor member B4-like. Gene Ontology annotation, cellular component: membrane. The transcript has a single exon. The coding region runs from base 776 to 1726 and encodes 316 amino acids. Lineage: Eukaryota; Metazoa; Chordata; Aves; Passeriformes; Passeridae. The record is from RefSeq and is a predicted model, not a curated record. Gene Ontology annotation, biological process: G protein-coupled receptor signaling pathway. Gene Ontology annotation, molecular function: G protein-coupled receptor activity.
AUCAGGAUUGGACGGAUGAGGUGUGAUACCAAAAUCAGACAGAAUAAAGUUUUUGACACCAACUAAUGGUGUUACCAAGGGAAGUAUUAGGCAGCAGGUCACGCAGAAGGAUCUCUCCUUAUUUCUGUGUGUGUUGUGAUACUUUACAACAGUGUUUUAAUCCACUAUAACCAUACGUAGACAUUAAAAAAUUGUUCUUGUCUAGUACAUAAGCACCAUUUUCCUAGAAUUUAUUUCCAUGCACCCACUUUUUACUGAGUGUCCUUUGAUGCUCCUGGAGGAUCAUUCAGAGGGGUCUCUGGUAGUUGUAUCCGCGGAGUGCUCUGAUAUUAAAGGUGACCUUGCCGUGAACUUUUCCUUUGGCCAUGUGCUUUUGCUUCUUGUUACAGAACUUGCCCCAAAAUACUGUGGGCUUCCUUAUCGCUAUGCCGAGUGCUUCAAGCCAUGUUUAUCAACUUGCGUCCACAGCUUUACAUCCUGUUAUAUUUCUGCCCUGUUAGUCUUUAAGCAAUUUCAGGGGAGGUGAAAAUGUUUAUUCUCGCUUAUUUAUCAACACCCUGGAAACCAGACGGACCCUCUCACCUCUGUCUCCCUCCCCUCAAUUUCUACCUCCCUCUUCCCCUGCACAUUGCAACUCUUCCCCACUGAAUCCUUUCCACUGCAGGGAGCUGCUGAGGAGCUGCAUGAUCCAUCCCUGGAUUCUCCAAGCACUGACUGCCCAUCCACGCUGACCACAGCCAGGGGCCACAUCCCACUGCCUGCCCAGCAUCCAUCCAUGGAGGUGACCACUGUGUCCCCAUCUCCUGCCAAUUCACCCACUGAAGGAGAUAAUCUGUGUGAGACAGAUAUCAUCAGUGUGGCCAUACACAGUGUGACAUUGCUCAUCGGCCUCUGUGGGCUGGCUGGGAACGGGGCUGUCAUCGGCCUCCUCAGCCUGAAAAGCCGUAACUAUGGCAUCUUUGACCUCGCUGUCACCGACUUCCUCUUCCUUCUCUUCACAGUCCUCUCUGCCCUCCUCUUCCUGGUGGAGGAUGUGUCCUGCUCUCAUAUCAUGCCCAGGCUGUACGUGCAGUUUUUUUUUGAGCUGUCAGUAGUCUCCUACUACUGGGCACUGUUCUGGCUGAUGGUCAACAGCCCUGUGCAUUAUAUGUACAAGAUAUGGAAAUUGUGCUGCCACUGGGACCCUCCCGAGCGAAUGUGGUUGGUGGCAAACAGCGUCAAAUCCUAUGCCUUCUUUGCUCUCUUCACUGUCAUUCCCACAGUAACAUUCCUGUGCCCAUCAUAUGAGCAGGAGCGCUGCCGGGCAGCUUUCCUCUCCGUGUUCAGCCUCAUCCUGCUCCUCUUUGCGGCACCCGUGGUCAUUUCCAGCACAAUCGAUUUCAUCAAGGCCAAGCGAGGCUCCCAGCAGCAGCAACCCAAGAGGCGCGACAUCGUUAUCUUCCUCACUGUGCUCUUCACUCUCGUCCUCAGCCUCUGCAAUUUCCUGCAGCAGCUCGGUUACAUCGCUGUGUCCUCCCAGGUGGUUUUCCUGCUCACCUGCAUCAACAGCAGCAUCAAACCCUUCAUCUACUUUGUGGCAGGGAGGUGCAGGAGACCCUGCUCCAUGGGGAGCUGCUGGAGGCUCUGUACAGUGGGGUCCCUCCGUCUCUACCUUCAGAGGGUCUUUGAGGAGCCGAAAGAAAAAGCUGACCAGAGCCAUGAAGCCCUCAGGGACAUGGGGAUCUGAGCCUGCUAAUCCUUCCCACUGCUCUGCUGAAGGACCUCAGCACAGAGGCUGAGGGUUUCAUUGAAUCACCUGAGAAAUAAAUAUCCACAGGAUCACUCUCCCCGUGGCGGUGAAUUCCUGCAGGAGAAGGGAGCACGGGCAUUGCCUUGGGUGACUUUUGUGGGCUGCUCUGCAGGGAGCACAUUGGAGCACGGCUUUCCUCCUCCCUCCUGGAUCCACAAGGCUCCAAGCAGUGCAGCUGGGCUCAGUGCUGUUCCCCAGCUCUAUUCCCCAUGGAAUGACCCUCAUGGCCUCGGCCCCAGGGAAUGAACUCCAUCUCCUCUGGCUCAGCAGAUGAGUUUCAUGGUGCUUUCAGGGAGCUCUUGCCUGCAAAGCAUGGGACACACCCAGCACGGAGUGGCAGUGAUUUCCCAAAUUCCUGUGGGGCUGGGGCCUCUGGAUGGUAGGAGAGGGGUCAGGAUCACACAGAGCAUCCUUCCCUUUCUGUCCGGCUGUCCUUUUCAGGGGAAAUUUGGCAGAGAACGCCCAGAGUGGUUCCUCUAGAAAAGAAGAUUCAUUUGGCCCCUACCCAACUGAUUUGGGAAAAAUACCGCCUUGGAGAGAAGGGGAAAAAACUGCUUAUUAAACAAUAAAACGGAAACAAUAUUAAACAAUAA